ACAGUUUCAUUCACAAUCAUUCAGUCAGUCUGAGUCAGCGUUCGUUUUCAUAAUAAUUUCAUUGAGUGAAUCAAAAAGUAAAUCGUAACGUCGUCGUGUGAAAAUUGCAGCCUUGUAAAAGUGAAUUUUGUCGAAAAUAUUUACGUGCUGAUUUACUAGUGUUGAUCUGUGUUAUUUUAGAAAACGAAAGUUCCAUUCCAAUACCAGUUCAAUAGUGUGUAAGUGCUGUACCACCUUCAAAACGGCCACCGAAAGCCUUAAUUCCAAAGAACAACCCAAUUACAACACAAUGUAUCAAAAUCAAGGCGGUUAUCCGCAACAAGGCGGAUAUCCUCAAGCUGGAUACCCACAGGGAGGUUAUCCGCCUCCGCAGGGAGGUUAUCCGCCUCCACAGGGCGGGUAUCCACAAGGUGGCUAUCCACCCCCGGGAGGAUUCCCUCAGCAGGGGUACCCGCCACCCCCUCAACAAGGAUACCCGGCAUAUGGCGCUGGAUAUGGUGAGCCAGCAGGAUAUGCGCCACCGCCCGGCCAAGGUGUCGGAGAAGAUGGAGAGGUCAAAGGGUUCGAUUUCACCGAACAGUCCAUUCGAAGAGGAUUUAUCCGCAAGGUGUACUCCAUCUUGAUGUGUCAGUUGCUUGUUACGAUGGGCUUUAUUGCACUCUUCCUGUUCCACAAACCGACUAAAUUAUGGGCCUACAGGAACCCUUGGCUCUUCUGGGUAGCGUUCGCGGUGGUGUUCGUAUGUCUGAUCGUAAUGGCUUGUUGUCACAACGUCCGAAGGCAGGCUCCAAUGAACUUCAUCUUCCUCGGUAUCUUCACUGUAGCUGAGAGUUUCCUACUUGGUGUCACUUCUAGCGUCUACGAUGUCGAUGCGGUACUGAUGGCAGUAGGUAUAACGGCGGCAGUAUGCCUGGCUCUGACUCUGUUCGCGUUCCAAACGAAGUGGGACUUCACCGUCAUGGGCGGGUUCUUACUCUGCGCCACCGUCGUACUGCUUAUAUUCGGUAUCGUCUGCAUAUUCAUCCCUGGCAACAAAGUAGUGACCCUGGUCUACGCGUCCAUCGGAGCGUUAAUCUUCUCUCUGUAUCUGGUAUACGACACCCAGCUCAUGAUGGGAGGCAAGCAUAAGUACAGCAUUUCACCUGAAGAAUAUAUCUUCGCUGCCCUCAACCUUUACCUGGACAUCAUCAACAUAUUCCUUUACAUCCUCACCAUCAUUGGAGCGGCCAGGGAUUAAGAUAGGAACUAAGGGCAUCGGUCAUUUGAUUGUCUUCUUUAGUCGACGUGUUUUGGUGUCCGUUAGUUCCGAUUUGGCGGCGCUAGUUUCGUUUUUAAUCCUGUCUAGCCAAUGGUAAAACCCUUUGGUUGUUUGUUCUUUAAAAAGUUAAUUGUCAUGGUCUAUUAAAGCUUUUACGCUCAUGGUAAUAAGGUUGAGAUUUGUAUUCUUAAAUGCUUUUGUAUGCACGCAUCGUAUUCUCAAACAUACCUAGUUAGAAUACAGUACAAGUUAGGUUAUACUUCGUUAAUGUGAUAUACAACGGUUCUGUAACUCAGUCGUCACGUCGAUCUGCCAUCGACUUUAUCUUUAAGGACUUGAGGUCGAAAUUAGAGUUACCACUGGUAUAAAUAGUAGUUAAGUAUGUGCGAAGCGAACACCGAAACACGUGUUUAGGAUCUAUAAUAUUUAUUCUCUAUUAAAUUGGCUUAUUUUUUAGCCUAUCCCCCUAAGUGGGGGUUGGCACUGAACCAGUCUAACUGAAUGUCAGUAACACCACCCCUUAGGGGGUAAACGACAUUCCAUUAAACAAGACUAUUAUUUUUUGUCUAAACUCUUUAAUUUUGCAUUUAAUACGUGUGGACCGGAGCCCUUGUCGAAAGUUGGCAUGAUUCGUCAGAUAGGUGCUUAAAGCAUUAUAUUAGAAUAAGGCUUAAGCAAGCAUUAUAAUCGGAGACAAUAAAAAACUGUAUUCUACUGGCUUUUCAAACAAAUAUGUUAUAUUUUACGACUAUAAACUUUAACUCCAUACACCAAAGUACACUUUUCAUUGUUAUUAAAUUAGCUAAGUAAUGUAGUCACUGCAAAAUGUACCUUAACACCGACAAAUAAAAUGUACGUUUAGUCGUUACCAUUUCAUCUUGUAUCGACUUUAAGUAAGUAGCAUUUAGUAUUACAUAUGUAAAUAAUAUGUUUAAUAAUUCUUCUAUAAAGUUAAAAAACAGACUUGAAACCUCUCUUUUUUUGGAGUCGGUUAACUAAUAUAUUUAAACCUUCUCCGCAGUAUAACAAACACUCUUCUAAAUAUCGCAUCAAAAUCGCUUCAGCUGAUCGCGAGACAGUCGCGCACAAACAUACAUACAGGUCAAAUAGAACCACCUUUUUUCUUUUUGAAGUCAGUUAAAAUGGCAGGAGACGAAUCAUGUCAAAUUGUCUAUUUCAGAUUCCCCUUGCGAUAAUCUCUCAUUAGUUUAUACUUAGGUGGUAUAAAUUAGGUCGCCUUUGCUAUGUAUUUUAAAAAAGAAAAUUGUAUUGUCUAUGUAAGUAUUACAUGUCAAAUGACGUCACUGCUCUGAAGUUCGUGUAAGUGACAGAUGGAGGCAAACUUCAGAGCUAAUUGAUGUGAAGUUGUACGACUGUUGUGCUGCACUUUUUGGUGUUUUGUAAACUAUACGAUCUUAUUUUUAUGGAAAUCCUUAAUUUCUUGAAUUUUAUUCUACUUAAUUGUAAUGCUACCUAACUUUCAUGAUUAUCUUUGGUACAGGGCCGAUUUUUACAUCAAAAGAUAAUUGUUAACAGUAGA
This is a messenger RNA of Spodoptera litura, 2798 nucleotides long. It is a transcript of the gene Grina, whose product is annotated as glutamate [NMDA] receptor-associated protein 1. Gene Ontology annotation, cellular component: membrane. The record is from RefSeq and is a predicted model, not a curated record. Lineage: Eukaryota; Metazoa; Arthropoda; Insecta; Lepidoptera; Noctuidae.